AUGAAAAAGAAGAGGGCAGUGGCAGAGGACACGGCAGAGGUAAGAAUGAUGGGAUAUAUGAGGUUUUAGCGGACAAAUGGGUAACUACCCGGGGUAGAUAUUCACACUGUUAGGUUACACGUUUGUUGCUCUCAGUUUAAAAUUCAAUGAAAAUGUUACAUAUACUAAACCUCACCCUGUGUGCAACUUCUUGUCGAUGCAAUAUUUACUUAUUAUUAGAUUAAAACAUAACAUAAAUCACGUUUUAUCCCACAUUUGUGUUAAAGGAACAAACUGAAUUGUACUGCUACUAGUUUCACUUCUACGACUGCCGUUGUUAUUUUACAGAUGAUACCAACAGACUCCUCCGAUGAAGAAGAUGGAAAUGGAGCUCCUGUUAAAGCCAAAAAGGGCAAACGUGAGGAGUCUGCCGAGGAGGAGCUGGUCUAUCACCCGGUAAAACUGUCAAGGAGCGAUUUGUACAGACCCCCUACAGCAGAGGAGCUAAACCAGCUGAAAGAGACAGAGAGCCUGUUUCACUGCAGUCUGCUCAAAAUGCAGGUGAGAUCCAUCACAUCAACACAGAUAUAAGAGGGUAGUUUACCACCACCAAAGUGUGACUGUGUGAGCGAAUGAAUGAUGUAUCCAAUGUAAAGCGCUUUGAGGGUCUCUGAUAAAGCGCUAUAUGAAAUCUGAUGCAUUAUUAUUAUUAUUAUUAUUAUUAAAUGUCUACAAUCUGUCACCAAUAACAGAUGGAGGAGCUGCUAAAAGAGGUCCGCCUCAGUGAGCGUAGGAAACAGCAAAUAGACUCCUUCGUUCAGAAAGUCACCAUGCUCCUCCAAACUGUGCCGGAGUCUGCAGAGGUUGAGGUAUGUAGUAGCUAUGCUGUAAGAAAGCUUUCUGAUCAGCUGCAGAGGUUCUGUUUCAUUCAUGCAGCUUCUACAAAUAAAAUCUGUGAAUGUAUUUUCUACUCAAUGACUCUGUGUUUUCAGGUGAGUGACCUGUCUUGGCUGUCUGAUGCAGUCAAGGUCCCUUUCCUCCUGGUGCCCAGCAUAACAAAGGGCAAGUUCCAUAUGGCACCUCCUGCAUCUAUUGACCUGAUCGGCAGCUACCCCUUGGGCACAUGCACAAAACCACAUAUUGUGGUGGACCUGGCUGUCACAAUCCCAGCUGUAAGUAAGCACUAAAUCUUGGAAUGUACAGAUUAUUGAAAGCAAUGUCAUGCACUGAAUGCAAUAUAGCAGUACAGAUUUGAGUCAAUAAGAGUUGGGUGUUUUCUCUCCCCACAUCUCUCGGCUAUCAGGAGAUCCUCCACCCAAAGGACAUCUUGAACCAGAGGUAUCCAAGGAAAAGGGCUCUUUAUUUGGCAGGUCUAGCCCAGCACCUAAUAUCCUCAUCAGACAUUGGGACCACACGUUAUUCCUGCCUCCAUGGGAAUCGACUCCGUCCUGUUCUGCUGCUGACCGCUUCGGGUAUAAAAUAUAAUUUCCAACAUAUUUAAACCCCUGACUCACAGCUAAGAUAUUUCUAUUGUUUGGAUUUGAGAGUAUUUUGUUGUCUUUGCAUCUGUUAAGCUUUGAAAUUCAUUGGCAUCUUUCAGGUAAAGACACAGCCAGCUUCACCCUACGAGUUCAUGCUUGUCCACCUCCUGGAUUCUUUAAGCCCAACCGUUUCCAUCCGCAGAGGAACAAUAUCAGGACAGAGUGGUACACUGGAAUGCAGACAUCCCUAACUGGUAUUAUAAAUUGUUGCUUGAUUUUGAAUGAAAGUUCAUCUGGAAUAUCCCUAUCAGUGGGGUUGAUUUAUUUUCUUAUUUGUUUUUCACAGAAAGAAGCGAACCUCCUACACCGCAUUACAACAGUACUAUUCUAGGAGAUUUACUGCCCAGGGCUCACCUCCAGUUUCUAUCAGCUGUUAGCUCCCAGUGCUCUGCUUUUUCUGAUGGGGUGGCGUUACUCAAAGUCUGGCUUCGUCAAAGAGAGCUUGAUCAGGUGGGUAGUGGGCUUGCAAUCGCCCCUUCAUUUGUUGCUCACAGCUAUCAGCUUUUCUGUGCACUUACAUAGUUUGGUUUACCAGAACUCUGUUUUUCAAUGUCUCUAGGGCACUGGUGGUUUUAAUGGUUUCCUGGCUUCGAUGCUGUUGAGUUAUCUGCUGAUGACUCACAGAAUCAGCAACACCAUGACUGCCUAUCAGCUGCUACGAAACAGCUUGAACUUCUUAGGUGAGCAAAUUCAAAAUAUACUGAAAGGCUGUUUUUUUAUUAAGGGCCAGUUGAUGUGUAGACAUUGUACUCGCAUCCCUUCUUUGAAUAACUGGCAACUUGCUCUCCUUUGAUUCUGACUGCAGCUUCUACAGACCUUACAGUGAAUGGAAUCAGCCUCGCAAAAGACCCUGACUCCACAGCUGUAAGUGGUCUUCCUGACCUUUAUAUCAAGGAACCUGUGAAUGUAGCUCCUUAACAAAUCACCACAUAACAGUCCAAUCUGUCUUUUUUUCCUUUUCUUUUUCCUCCAGCCAUCUCUGUCAGAGUUCCACAGUGCUUUCCAGGUUGUGUUUAUCGACCCCUCUGGACAUCUCAACAUGUGCGCUGACAUGACUGCUUGCACCUACAAACAGGCAAGCAUAAAUGGGGUGUUAUUUUCUUCUCCAGUGAGAUUAAGCGAUAGGGUUUGACCUUUUUUUUUUUUCUUUUAAUAGCUGCAGCACGAGGCGUCUGUGUCGAUGCAGUUCUGGGAUGACCCAACGGUGGACGGGUUUCACAGCCUCCUGAUGACCCCUAAACCCAUGAUAAGAACCAGCGAUCAUGUGUUUCAGUACGGCUCUAUUCACUAAACUACACAUCCUUGGUGGUUUCUUAUCGUUAUCCUGUCAGAUCUUCUGUUAUGUACGAUCUUUUUCUUCUCCCACUCAGGCUGUGUGAGCUGGCAAAGCUUCAGUCCAGCUGUAAGAAGCUGAAUCUCCUCAGUGAGCUGAUGGACCACAGUGGAAACUAUGUCCACACUGCACUGCCUUUCAUUCUGUCACUGCUUCAACAAGGGCUGGGUCAGAGGAUCCAUCUUCUCACACACUCCCUGUCUCCUGACCCUGAGGUGAGACACACUUUCUCAACAUGAACACAGAGGAACUUAAUCCCAUUAUCAUUUAGAGAUACAGCCCUCUAUAUAGGCCUUUCAUUGACCUGAGACCUUCCCAGUCUCCUGCAAAGUUGCAAAUCAAACUUAAAUACUCUUGAAAAUCAUACUUAAAAUCUCAGUUACAAUAUUGAAACUUUGUCUUCUCACAGUGGUCUGUGGAAAGCGAUGCCCCAAAACACAAAGCCCAACCUCCACUCUCCUUUGGUUUGCUCUUGAGACCGGAUUUGGCGGUCUCUGUCCUAGAGAGAGGCCCCCCAGCAGACAGCCCCAAGGUAGUCUUACCUGUCCUUUUUUUCUUUGUAUGUGGAUCACCUGAUAUCUUUGUAAAAUAUGCAUCAUAAUUUAGUUCAACUCUCGAGUCCAAUUGUACACUAGUACACAGUAGUAGUAGCAGCAUCUUCUCUGUUAUUAAUGAGUAUCACACUUUUCUGCUUGGUGCCUUCUUUUUUUAUCAACUACUUAUGAGUUUGUAAUUUUCUGUAGAAAUGAAAUACUAUCCAAAUGACACAAAUACAACUUUGUGGAAACAGCUCAUCUUUAUUUCCAGCAUAACUACCAUUGCACUCUUCAAAAGCUACUGUAACAUGCGAAUAGACACAUCACUUCACAGAACUUUAACUCUUCUUGCAUGUUUUCUGAGUUCCUUUUUCUACACAUAUUUCUUCAACUUGUAUGCAUUCCUCAUGCUCUUUUCGUAACUCACAAUGUAACAAUGACAUGUCCUAUAGGCUGCAGAGUUUCGUCAGCUUUGGGGUCCUCGCUCUGAGCUGCGUCGCUUCCAGGAUGGUGCCAUCACAGAGGCCGUGCUGUGGGAAGGAGAGAGCAUGUGCCAAAAGCAACUGGUCCCAAAACAGAUCGUCACACACCUACUACAGCUGUAUGUAUUUAAUGUAGGCAUAAUACAAAGGGCAAUAUAACAGGCAUGGCUUCAAAAGUGGUGAUAAUACAGUAGUUGCUUUGGUCAAUGAGAACUUACUUGUUUUGAUUAUACAAAAUAUUAGUUAAAAUAUCGUAGGGAGAAAAACUUGAUUUCCUCAAUUCAUAGAGUAUCAUUGUGUCUUUUAUCAUUAUCCUGGAAAUUUUACAUCUUUUCCAAUUAAUGUUUGCACUUCUGAUGUGCAACACCAUACCUGUGCUUAAGUCGACCAGGUGUGUUACACCCUCCUUUAGACAUUUACUUAAACCAGAUGUUUGAUGUUAAAUCCCAAGAAUUUGUACUCUUUGUGUUUCUAAGAUAAGAUGUUGUAGAUAUGAUUUGCCCUCCGGCUCACUCCCUGUUGCUUAAAGCCAGAUGAUUCAGCCAACAAUAAGAAAAAUCUCAAGGUCUCUAUGUUGUUAAUAAGAAUUAAAUAUGCUAAUGUACUUGAAUGUUUCCUUGUAAGCACAUUAUAGAACACAUGAAGAGUGGUGGAGCUCAUGCUGCACUAAUGCUCCCCCCUUAAAUGUCUCAAAUAUGACAGGUCAUGCAAGCUGUAAAUUUCUGUUUACAAAGAUCAUCAUGUCAACAUGUUCCGGGUUCAGUCGAGUACGCAUUGACGCAAAAGUUUGUCCAGCUUCCGACAACAGAGAUGGUAGCGACACCCCUGGUAUGCACAAGUAGUGUCUCGCCAGAGUGGCCAGUUUGGGAAAUCUUGGUCCAUUCACCCUCCACCAGUCAAGAGGGUUUAUGUCCAGUGACGGAGCAAUGUCUCUCAGGUAGUAAUCCACCUGGGCCUCUGAGUCUGUGGCGUAGGAGGAACUGUAGUUGUCCCCCAGGAGUAACAUCAUGGUGUUUUUGGUGUUACUUCUCAUUUGAGAGGGCAGAGCGACAUGACUAAUGCCUGCUGUUAUGGGGGUCUCCUGCUGCUCAUCUUUAGUGACCACAGCUGAGGUUAACACGUCUUGUUUGGAAACCAGCUCAUGCAGUUUAACCUUUGCAGCCAGUCUCCCUGACGGUGUUAGAAAGCUGAGAUGUUUGUGUCGCGGGUCCAGCAUGGAGGCAAUCAGAGCUGGUUUGGAGGCCAAGUCAUUAGAGUCAACCUGUAAGCAAUAAAAUAACAAAUAUUAUGUCAAGAGGAAGUAGAGAGUUUACCAUUUUAAAAGGGAUAUUCUAGGGUCAAACACACCGUAACACUGAGAUAGACACCCCCUGAAAGAUGAAUGUUGCUGACCGCUUGCUUCUCUAGUUAUACCAACUUUAGUAACGACUGCAAGAUAGCAAUACACAGCAGAACAGUACAUAAAGGGUCCCAGCCAUAGCACUAGCCACCAAACAUCUUUUUAACUCUGCCUAAUUUCUUUAGCGAAGAGACUAAACAUUACUCACCUACUGUCUUCCAGCAGCCGCUUGUUUGUAGCGAGACCCCAGGCCGGUCAAUUACGGACUGCUUCGGGGUGACGCAGCUCAAGGAAGAACAUUUAUGAUCAUCUCUUCAUGGAAAUGCAAUCAGAUUAUUAUUUCAAGGAAACAAUAAAGAAAUGAUUAUAAAUGUUCUUCCUUGAGCUAUGCACCCCGCUGUAGUCCGUAAUUGACUGGCCGGAGGUCUCGCUACAAACAAGCGGCUGCUGGAAGAGAGUAGGUGAGCUGUGUUUAGUCUCUUCGCUAAAGAAAUUAGGCAAAGUUAGAGUGGCGUUUUGGUUGAGGUUUGUUUAUGGCUCCCCAGACCACUGUGUAUUGCUAUCUUGCAGUUGUUACUAACGUUUGUAUAACUAGAGAAGCAAGCAGUCAGCAACAUUCAUCUCUCGAGGGGGUGUCUAACUCUGUGUUACCUAGUGUUUGACCCUAAAUCAAUUUUAUGCCGGAAUAUCCCUUUAAGAGUCAAUCUUUGCAUCAUUCUGAUUCGCCUACCUCCAUGUGAAUCCUGAGAGACUUCUGAACUUUCAGCUUAAACUCUGAGACUUGCUCCACAUCAUUCUCUUUUGGAAUGAGGUGGUUCUGGAUGAGGCUGAAUGUGAUUGGAUAGAUGUUGGAAAUAGAUACUUCUGUUUCAGCAGAUGUGACUGUAAUUGCCCAUUUUAGUGUUGCCAACACAGGUGUGAAAUUCUCGAUUAUCUGCCAACAAUCAUCCCCCAACUCGAGACUCUGAGCUUCCUGUCUGCUGGUGAUGGUGCGAUCAGAGAGCACAGCUUUGAUGGCCCACCGCUGCUCGAGUAACCGCUCGAACAUGUCGCAGAUGGUGUCCCAUCUUGCUUUGUGCGAACGGAUGAGCUUGUGCUGAGGCAGGCACAUCUGAACCUGUUUCUGCUCCAAAGCUCUACUAGCCAGCAUGUUGUGGCUGAAGUGCUUGACGAGUUUCCCGGCUGCUGCAGUGAUCCGGGUCAAAUCCUCACUCAGGCCGUCGUUGACCGCGAGCUGCAAUGUGGUGGCAAAGCAAGUGGCGUAGUCCCAGGUGAAAAAGGUACUUGGAUGGGCCAACAAGACGUCCUCUGUGUAGUUAUGAACACAUGCAGCGAUUUUCCCAACAAGACCCCAGUUCUGCACGAUGUUGACAAGCCUCCCUGUGAUAUUAUCGGAUGUGUUGCGGCUGUCUGAUGAUAGUUUACACGUCUGCAACACGGCUGAUCUACCCUUCCAGUCUUCUGUUAUGAACGAGCAGGAAACUGUCAUAUACCUUUGGAAUGGGAGGGUUGUCCAGAUAUCAGCAGUCAGAGCCACUUUCUCCAUCCGACCCAGCUGCAUUACAAGCUCCUCCGCCUUCUCGUGGAAAUGACCUUCGAUUAGGCGAGUAAAAUCUCCAGCUGAGGGGAUUUUAUAGUUAUGUACAGUGUGCGCAAGCAGUUCACGAAAUCCAUCCCCAGUGACCACACUGAUGGGGAGCAUGUCCUUCUCGAUCAUUCUGCAGAUGAGCUCGGUCACCUCUGUGUGCGUUGACAGAGACACACCAUCACCCGUGGCAGUGUCAGGGUGCUUGUUCUUGAUGUGGUACAUCAUGCUGGUGGUGCUGCUCUUGUAUUUUAGCUUCGUGUCACAAACAGUGCAGUGGACCUCGUCGUCAACUCGGACGAAAAUGUCCCACACGGAGCUCCUCUUCAGGCGCUUCCUCUCGCCGUAGUCUCGCUCAGGGUUAGGGUUGCUGGUCAAGCCGAUGUUGGGUGACAUUAUAGAGACCUGCAUGAUGUCCGGAUGAGGGAGACUAUCCUCGGCGGUGCUCUGAUGGAGGGCGGAGAUCACCGGCUUCUCGUCUUCGUCUGACGGUGUCGGAGACGGAUGGUGUCUGCUCAUGUGGCUCAUCAUAGAGCUGGUGGCUCCUCCGCAGUACUUCAGCGUGGCUUCACAUUUCAUGCAGCGGACGAAGCUCCCGACCUGCUCGAAGCAGUCCCACACGGAGCUCCGUCUCCUCCCUGCGCGUUUCAUGUUUGUGUUGCAGCCGCUAAAGAGCAUCCAUUGUUGUUUUUACGUUAGCCGGCUCGCUACUGGCAUCAAAUGAAUGGAUUUCAGUGUCGUUAGAGGGGAAACAUGAGACCCGCUCGGUUUAACUUCAGCAUGUGCCAUAAGAUAAAUGUUUAGGACUAGUAAAAACGAUGUUUUUAAUCCUCUAGACAUGCAGAUAUCCCCGAGUCCUGUGUGCGGUAUGUGGGGGCGAUGGUGGAUGACGUCAUCAAAACGGGAAGUGAGGUAAAACCGAAAAUCUCAGCGACUGUUAUACAAGUUAUUUUUAAUAAAUAUCAGAUGUAAUGUAAAGAUAACGACUACUGUAAAAAAUAAUCAUAAUAUAAUGUUUAGGAUAGUAGAUUUACAACAGAAGGUGCAGUUUUUGUGUUCUAGUUUAGUCCUGUUCAUUAAUCGUCUUGUUUUAUAAAGCUUUCUCUGUUUUAAUUGGAUUAACCCUAAUCAAUGAUGCAUUCACUUGCUGUUAUUUCACUCAACUAAUCAACCACCACUUUCAAAACUUCCACAAAUCUUUUAUUUAACUUUAGCUGGUUUACUCAGGUUUUCAUUUUAUAGGGGAGAGUGGGGUAAGUUGAGCCACCCUCUGUUGCUUGGAAAUGGUAAAAUAUAUUGAUCAUGUGACCAAAUAUUUAGGAGAUGGGCAUCAAUUCAUGGAGUCUGUGAAGGUUAGAAGCACAUGAGUGAAGGGGCUCGACAUUUAUAUCCAGAAAAAACAUUUUUUCACUCUUGAAAGUGAAUUUAGUCUGUCAUAAGUUAUAUUAGAAUUGAACUCAUUAUACAUCAAAUGUGGUAUCUAUGAGCUACAAUAUGAGGUCAAAAACUUAGCCUAAAAAGUUCCACAUUUUAGCUGAGAGGACUAAUAAAGUUGGAAUAGAAGUUCUGGGGUAGGAGUCUGGUGAGAGGAUCAGAGUUUCAAUUCAGAUUGUUGAAGUGUGUUACUUUAUCUUUUCAAAAAAUACAGCUGUGAAUGUUCUGAAUCACUUACAGGCAUUCUCAUGUUAAUAUGUUUUUUUUUUUUUUACAAAACAGCUUUUUAACAGUUACAUGCAGUAAUAAUAAAAAGAAUUAUUAUACCAGUUGAAUAGUGCAUAACAGAUAAAAAUACACAUGAAUGUAAAAAAGUGUUAUUUAGGGAUAGAGAAGGUGAGGGAGGGCUGGGGUGGAGAGUGAGGGGGAUAGUAGGGAUACGGCUCAACUUACCCCGCUCCUAUGAUCAACUUACCCCAUACAUGGGGUAAGUUGACCAUAGGAGACCACUUUUUUUGGCAUGCUAUAUUAUCAAUACAGUUAUGUUUACACUCAUCCUGUUGGUUUGCAAGGAUGCACGACAUCUUGAAAUAUAUGCAGAUACACUAGUAUCUAGAGACAAAACUAUGAUUGCCUUGAUGUAGUGAUCCGAAAUGUGAAAAAUGGCUCAUCUUACCCCACUCUCCCCUUAUAAUGAAAAUUACUUUGAGCCCUAAAAUGAUUCCUUAAGAUUAUACUAAGGCCUGAUUGUGUAUUUUUCUUUAGGUACCUAGCACCGGGGAGGAGGAGAGUUUAAAGGUGGUUCAGUCUUAUGAUGACCUGAGUAGAAAACUGUGGGGACUGGAGGGUCUGCCUCUCUCCAUCACAGCAGUGCAAGGAGCCCACCCUGCUCUAAGAUACACACAGGUAAACCUUGAUUUUGACCCAGGAACGUUUUUUUUUUAUUCAUUCGACCUCAUUUGUCAAAAUUGUUCAACACUAGAACUAUAACUAUAUUAUGCUGAAACCUGAAGGUGUGUUUAAAAUCUGAUGAUAUUCAUUUGACACUUGAAUUUGUUCCUGCAGGUCUUUCCUCCUGUGCCACUGAAACUGGACUAUUCCUUCUUUGAUAGAAAAAAGGAUUCUAAAGCUUUGGUACCAAAAGAAGAAAAACCCUGCCCUGUUUACAUCACUCCAAUCACAGGUAGUUUUUUUUUAAUCUCCCAAGAAAUUCUAAAUCAGUUUCCUUUUAUAGAAACAUAACAUCUGCACCAAAACAAUGAAAGAAAAUGUUUUUAAAUGUCACUGAAAAUGACAGGCAAAGCUGCUCCCCAAGUCUUUUAUUAUAGAGGAACAUCUAACUAUCAAGACUAUUGCACAAAUGUUUUGCAAUCCUGUGCUUAAAGUGAUCUGUCACAUGGAGGGAAGCGGAAAGUGGCCACACAACAGCACCGCCAUCCGCCAUAUCCGAGCUGCUUUUCACAUCCGCCUGGGCGAGUUACUCCAGAAGAACCAUAAUUAUACUUACAGGCCCUGCCCCAAACACCUGGAUGUGUUUAAGGUACAUUUUUAAAUGAGUGUGCGUGUCAUGCAAAUAGUCAGCACCUUUUGUUUUUGUAAUCACUACUCUUUAUCAACACUGUUUCCCACUUUGCUUAUGCGACCAGGACGGCUUUGUGUUCCGCAUCCACGUGGCUUACCACCGUGAGCCUCAGGUGCUGAGGGAGAGCGUGAAUGCUGAGGGUUUGCUGGUUGUAAGGGACAAUGAGGAGGCUCAGGCUCUGGAGAUGUCCACAAUUCACAAGCCCCUACUUACCAGCACAUUGCAUGGGUAAAACUGGAAGCAUUAUGUACUAUUUGUCUAUGUUUGUAUGAUAAAGCAGGGGUUUCGGUUCCUAUUAUUUCCCUAAAUUUAUUCAACAUCAUGUGCUGCAUUAAAGCAUUUUUUUCCUCUAACUUCAAUUCUUCACUUUUAGUCUCCCAAAUGUUUCUUUUCUUUACUUUUUCUUGCGUCAUUUUAAGUGUUUUAUGUCGUUGGUAGGCUUCAGCAGCAAUACCCGUGUUUUGGGGCAACAUGCCGCCUGGCCAAACGCUGGCUCGGGGCUCAGCUUUUCAGCGACGACCUGACAGAGGACACGUCAGACCUGCUGGUGGCGUCGCUUUUCCUGCAGCCUUCACCCUUUACACCUCCUGGGUAAUUUUCUACUUUUUUAAGCCACUGUCUCGUUUGUUUGUGUUUUUACUUGUCUUUGUUCGUUCAGUAGGUCAUGUGAAUGAACUUCUCUGUCCUUCUCAGUUCUCCUCAGGCCGGCUUCCUUCGCUUCCUUCAUCUGCUCUCUUCCUUUGACUGGAGGAACAACCCGCUGGUUGUCAACCUAAACAACCAGCUCACAGGCAAGUUCUCUGACACACACACAUUUCUUUCCCCCUCUGUGUCACACAAACAUAUCGCCUCUGACCUCCUUCUAUUUACACACCCGACAUACUUUGACAUCCUGCUCAUAUCCAUUGCUGGGUCAAGUGAUUGUUUAUCCUCUCUCCCUCACGUGUAGCUGCUGACUAUACAGAGAUCAAAAAUGAUUUCAUGGCCUCCAGGGAGUCUCUGCCCGUCAUGUUUAUAGCUACGCCUAAAGAUAAAAAACUAUCUUUGUGGACCAAGAGAGCACCAAGCGUACAGGUCAGUGCACGCACAAAAACAAGUACACGGCUUACACAAUUAUAACCUUUAAUAGAUUUUCACUCAUUGAUAAAAAAAAGAUAAAAUAUUAAAAUUUAGUGAGUUAACUUUUAAAGAAAUUACAAAACCAGUGAAUCAAUAUCAUAUACAGAAAGUCACAAGCUUGAGGUUUUUUUUUUAUACUGCUUGUCAUUAGAAAUCAUACAGGUACACAAAAUCACAAGCAGCGGUGUAGAAAAGAGUUACAUGUUCUGGGCAGGGAGCAGUCACAUAGUUUCCCAAUCCUGGAGCCUUUUCUAAGAGCACAUUGGUCACCUGGAUCACACUGAAAACAUUAGAAAUCAAAGUCAGACAUAUUGAAACAUGUUGCCCUGAAUAGACUAACUGUGCUGUCAUACAAGAGUUAAUUUACUGAUGUGAUCAGAUGUACAUACCACAGGAAGAAAUCCAUGCUUUUUCCUCAGAGCUGGAAUUUGAUUAUUCUGAAGUCUCUCCAAAACUUCGUGUAAAUCAUUGAUCUAGAAAUGGAAAUAAAUCUGUUUCAUUAAUUGAAACAAAAUGCCACAAGAAUGUAAAAGAUAAUUAUCCAAAACCAAAUAUUACAUCAACAACCUUUUUAAAGAUCUUGAAAGUGAAACACUAAUGAGUCUCAGAGACCAUCAGGUGUAGCUCACCAGUUGCUUUUCAUUGCUGUCCUCUGCUGUGGAGAAAUAAGGUAAAUUUUUCGGUCUGUAUUCCUCUGUCUGGAUGUGACCGUAGCUGUAAAAGAGUCCGUUGGCACACACCAGCGCACAAAAAACAUACACAAACCAGCUGCCCAUGGUGCGUAGUUGACCCAGAUAAGCUUCCUGUACUGGACCACCUCACUCCUCUAACAAGACCAACAUUAAUGCUGCGCCUCUCCCAGCAUCCUGCUUUAUAAGCAGGAACUUUGUGCUCCGUGACGUCCUGACAGAGGCGUCAUUCAGGGGCCUUAUUCUGCAUGUUUAUUCUAAUCAGGGUCAUUUCUAUAUUCAUAUUCAGGAGAAUCUUUAUUCUCCUGAAUAUACUAGAUACAUGGAUGUCAUAGACCUUUUAUUUCUGAAUUUCACAUGCGCACUUUAAUGAAGUCCACAACAAAGAGGUUGUUUUAAAACAAACAGCUGAGGUGAGUGGAUGUUCGGCUCAGUGUGUUCGUAAUUAGAUCAGUUCUUUAAUUGACCACCAGGGAGCAGAUUGUGCUGAAGGGAGUCAGGGAUAAAGAAUGAAUAUUUGAGUUUCAUUCUAAACACACAAGAUGCUUUCUAUACCUCAGAAAUGUUAACAAGCUCUGCACAUUAACAUGAUUCAUCAUGAUAAAACCAGAAAGUGAUUUCAAGUUAAUUUGAACUUAAUUGCACAUUUCUACGGAGAGAAGAUGAUCCAUCACUGGGUCGAAAGGAGAGAAGCUGGAAAAGAGUCCCAUUGACUUAAAACACUGAAUGACUCAAGUUAAGCACAACUGGGGUGACAGUGUUGUAGAAGUUUGUUUAAAGGUCUUAUUGGGAGCUUUAAGAUGAUUAUAAAACAGACUGUAAUUGAAACUGAUGCUUCUUUAUGACCUACAAAAGCAACAAAAACAAAAUAAAGACUGAUUAUUUCUACAUAGACAGUUUUAAUGCUCAUAACCACCGGGGUCAGUGAGGGGACAGAUUGAAAGAUUAACCGCAUGCUGCAAAAACAGACUGGUUUUUAAAUUUUCAAUGGCAAAGAGUCUGAACGAGUGCUAAAAGAAAGCAAGAUGAACUUUUAGUUUUCCUUAGUUGUCAUCAAUGCAGACCAAAAGUUCAGCUAAAGACUUCAAAAUGAUGGAUAAACAAAGUAUUAUUUUGAUAAUAUGUAUUUCCAGUGCUGUUGUCGGAUUCUUGUGUGGACUUCUGUUGCAAACCAAGUAGCUUCUUGGGAAUGAUAGAGAUCUUAUAAAUGCAAAUCUAAAUCCACUUUAAAGGGUUAUCAAACUUUCAUAUCUUCUUAGUUUAGCUAUGAACAAGCGUUUAAGUUCCCUCCUCUAGUUAAAAGUGAUAAAAUAACUUCAUACAGCUUUUAUUCUGAUCAAAAUCUGACGACUGUUUUCAAAACAUUAGUUGGGAAAAAUGAACAGCUGGCAGCUCAUUGUAAUACUUUAGCUGGAUAUUGCUCUGUAAAAUGCUCUUCAUGUUAUAGCUCCAGUGUAUCAGCUAUUGUUCUAGUUCAACAUGUUUUGUGAAAUAGUUUUAAUUCAAGUGUUUAUUCAUUUACCUCACUUGAAUACACCAUGGUUCACAAGCACACCUUUAACUUCAUGUCUUCAGAUGCUGCAGCGCGUUGUGAUGGUGGCUUCAGAGAGUUUAAAGGUGUUGGAGCAACAGCUGAUGGACAGCAGCCAGGUUCAAGACGUCAGGGUGAGUAAUAUCUGAUACUACCCUCCUCCUCUUCACUCAUCACUCUAUUCUUUGGACAUUUUAACCUCAUGAUGCUCUUGUCUGUGUUUGUACAGGUGGUCAUGCGCCCUCCUCUGGAUGCUUACGAUGUGUUGAUCCACUUGAACCCCAAGCAGGUUCCCCUGCUCAGCCAGGCAGUAGACCCCCCCACCGUCACCUACAGUAGGGGCAUAAUGCCCGGCUCUGCACACUCAUCUGGAGGAGCCCUGCCCGUUGUGGAUUACAACCCGGUGUCCCUCUACCUGGCAGAGCUGAGGGUGAGUCUCGUGUUUGAGGGAUGUUUAAAAGGAAGGUGUGGUUUUAAUAGCGCCUUGUUGACAGGAUGUGACAAAAGCUGUGCAGCAGGAUUUACACAAACUAAUUGCAGCUGGACUGAAGAGGUAUGAAGUUUAUUUUAAAGCUUCCUGACAGUAAAAAUUUAUGACAGAUGAGAGUUACCCAGUAAAAUUAAGCUUCACUUACAAUGAUCACAAACUACUGACACAUAGGCCUGAAUUUUGCUUUAUGUGGAUUACAUAGAAACCAUGUAGACACUAAACAGGUGUAAAAGUUGGCUUCAAGUUGAACAUUUUCAUUGUCAUGCACUCAGAAAUGACUUUAUCUUUGUCGUCUCGAAUGGAAUAAAAGGACUUCUGCCACAUCUUUCAUGUAUAACAUUUAAAAUGUAAUCACAGUUAUUAAAUGGGCAAGGUUUUAUGUGAUUUUGUCGACUUUGUAUGCUAGACUUCCACUGAAUCAGUAAACUUGAUUUCAGGAGGCUUUCGGGGACUUAGCCCUCUUCUUCUGUGACCCCUACGGAGGAACAGUGAUCGCAGUCGUGUGGAAGCCAAAAGCCUUCAUCCCUGCGCCCUUUAAGGUAAUUUCUAAUUUAUUCAUGUCCUCCAUUCAAAAGCAUUCAUGUAAGAGAAGAUCCUUUUUAACUGUUAGCCGCUUGCCUUGUUUUGCAUGCGUCUCCAUAUCCAUUCGCUCACGUGUCCACAUCCUCCCUCUGACCCAAUGCUCUAUUUUCUCCUUGGUUGCACAUCGCAGACGUCACAUGUGUCUGCUCGGAGCGUACAAGUGACCGGGGACGAAGCAAACACCGUUCCAAACGUUGAAGCCAUUUUGGAGGACUUCCAGGUCAUUGGAAAGGGUUUGGUCAAAUCAGUGGAGGCUCGGACUGAGAAAUGGUCAUUCUAG
Xyrichtys novacula (pearly razorfish) is the source of this 14502-nucleotide messenger RNA. The record is from the annotation of a GenBank genome assembly. Lineage: Eukaryota; Metazoa; Chordata; Actinopteri; Labriformes; Labridae.